UAUUUGUUGGGAGUGCAAAAUAAAUUUGAUAAAUAGAAACCCAACCCAAACAAAGGAGAGUUUCCUGGGAAUAUGUACUCACUGUUUGUUUGUUUAAAUUUCCAAAAAUGAAGAGAGGAUUUCAUUUCCUUCCUCUCCCAAAUCUUUUUACAGAGACCUGUCUUCCCAAAAUAACCGUCUUUUCUCUCUCCAACACCCGAACAAACAAACCAACCUACCAUCACUAGUACUCUCGGCAGUUGAAACUUAGAGAGAGAGAGAGAGGCGCAAAUCGACAAUUCGAUUUUUUAUUUUCGUUGAUUGAAUUUUCGAUUUUGUUCUGGGCUUUGAUUGAUCGGGUUUGACCUAGUUAUUUUAUUAGCAUUAUUUUGGCUUCAAUUGAUUGAUGCGAUCGUUUCAAUAUGAGAAUGUACAGUGUUCAUUUUGUUGUUCGAGAAUCUGAUUGUAUUGAUUGGAAGAGAAUUGAGGGUUAUAGGGAGGAACAUUGAUUAUUAUGUAUGUUUGAUGAGUUUUGUGGUGUGAAAGAUUGAAUCUUGGGGUCCGAAAUGAGCACCCAAAAGCCGGCUGUGACGGUUCGGGACCUGGCUGAGGAAGCCAAGAAGCGGAUUGUUUAUCUGAUCAUAUGCGUGGUUGGGUUGUCUUAUCUCAUGUCCUGGACAAGCUCCUCAGUCUGGGUGAAUUUGCCUGCUGCUGCCUUCUUAAUAAUCACCCUUCGAUAUUUUUCUCUGGAUUUUGAGAUGCGGAGGAAAGCUGCAGUAUACAACAGCAACAGCAAAAUAACCUCACCAAAUAUGUGUUCUCAAAAGAAACCUCUUGAAGGUCCUAAAGCUGUAUUUGAGAAAUCUGACUGGAGAAGGAAAGUGAAUUCUCCUGUUGUUGAGGAUGCAAUAGAUCAUUUCAAUAGCCAUCUAGUGUCUGAGUGGGUGACAGAUCUGUGGUACUCUCGCAUCACUCCUGAUAGACAAGGUCCAGAGGAGUUGGUGCAGAUCAUAAAUGGUGUUCUUGGAGAAAUUUCAUCUCGCAUGAGGAAUGUAAAUCUCAUAGAUCUGCUGACAAGGGACAUAAUUAAACUUUUCUGCACACACUUGGAGCUUUUUCGUGCAAGUCAGGCGAAGAUUGAGAAGAAAAAGCCCGGAUCUCUGACUUUUGAACGUCGAGAUGUGGAACUAAAAUUUGCACUGGCUGCAGAUAACAAAUUGCACCCUGCUCUGUUUUCUGCUGAAGCUGAGCACAAGGUACUUCAGUAUUUGAUGGACGGUCUGAUAUCUUUGACAUUCAAGCCUGAGGAUUUACAAUGCUCCUUGUUCCGCUUCAUUGUUAGAGAGCUUCUUGCUUGUGCAGUAAUGCGACCUGUACUAAACUUAGCUAGCCCAAGGUUUAUUAAUGAAAGGAUUGAAUCUCUAGUUACUUCUUUAAGCAAAGCUAAUAAAGGAGCAGCAACUGCACAAAUGGCAUCUCAAUCCAAAUCAAAUGGGUCUUCAAGGAUUUCCUCUGAUCAUUUUUCUUGCCUUUUAGAUCCUUCUGUUAAGGGUGUUGAGCUUGUGCAAUUUAAGAAGGAUCAAUCUGAAACUGCUCAACAGAAGUCUCCAACAGACCAUGUGAAUGGAACACUUCUUUCAAAGGAUCCAUUGCUUUCCAUGGAUACCAGAUCGACCCAUUCUUGGAGUUCUUUGCCAUCAGAUCCCCAAACUGAUGAUGGAAGAGGUAUUCAACGACACCACUCUGGAGAAGAAUGGGGUGAUAUGUUAGAUAAGAUGUCUCGUAGAAAGACUGAAGCCCUUGCACCUGAGCAUUUUGAAAACAUGUGGACUAAAGGGAGAAACUACAGGAGGAAGGGAGGUUCUAAUCAAGUUAUCGAGCCAGACACAAAAAGUUUUUCACCAACACUAAAAAAAGCAGAUAAUUCAAAGGCAUUGUCCUGGCAGAAAGAAAAGGGUGGUGCAACCAAGAUUAAUUUCCCUGAGAGCAAUGCUGUUCAUUCUAGAUGUAAUGAUCAGCCCGUGGCAGAUAAGUUGUGCCCCCGUAAUAAUUUGAAUGUAUCAAGUCAGACUUCCGUUAGUUCAUAUGUAGAAGAUGAUGAGGAUAAUCUCAUGCAUUUGGAGAAAGUUGAAUCAGAGAGCACUAGUUCUUGUACAUGUGAAGAUGAAGAAACUAGCUGUGUGACUGGUCUCGAUUCUCCUGGCACUAGAGUAUGGGAUGGUAAAAAUAAUAGAAAUAUUUCUGUCACACACAUUCAUCAUCCACUUGAAAGUUAUGAAGGUCGUAAGACAAGAAAGACAGGUAAAGGGCAUGUUCACUCUAGAUUACAUAAGGGACAGUCCGGGAGGAAAAGAUCUAGAUUAAGCAAUCAGAAGGGGCUUGUCUGGCACGAAGUUGAGAGAACAAGCUUCUUAUCGGGUGAUGGACAGGAUAUCCUGAAUUCUUCUAAAGAAUAUGUGAAAUCUGAGGACUCUGGUGAUGAUUAUGAGGCAGAAAUGUUGGGCCGAAUUUGCAGUGGAGCAACUGCUUUAUCUGCAUCCUUGGCUACCAUACCUGGAAAUCAUAAGUUGGCUGUCAAUAAUGCUCAGAAAGACUCAUUGUUGGCAGAUUCUUUUUUUAAGUUAAGAUGUGAGGUAUUGGGUGCCAAUAUUGUGAAGAGUGGCUCUACAACAUUUGCUGUUUAUUCCAUAUCUGUUACGGAUAUAAAUAAUAAUAACUGGUCUAUCAAAAGAAGGUUUCGGCAUUUUGAGGAACUCCAUCGACGUCUUAAGGAGUUUCCAGAGUAUAAUCUUCACUUGCCGCCCAAACAUUUUCUGUCCACAGGUCUAGACGUUCCCAUCAUUCAAGAACGGUGUAAAUUGCUUGACCAGUAUUUGAAGAGGCUUCUUCAGCUUCCAACUAUUUCAGGAUCAAUUGAAGUUUGGGACUUCCUGAGUGUUGAUUCCCAGACAUAUAUAUUCUCAAAUUCUAUUUCUAUCAUUGAGACAUUGUCAGUUAACCCAGUUAAUACACCACAUGAAAGAAGUAAAGAGGCUCAAACUGCUCUUCGGACUGCAGAACCCCUAUCCUCGUGGAGGGAACAACAAAAUGCUGAAAGCAAGGAAUCUGCAUCACCAGUGAAGCAUAAUUUUGUUGCACAUGAGUCAAAAUUGAACAGAAAAGCUGCAGUUCAUUCUCCACAAAAAAGGUCUGCAAAAGAAUUUGGAAAGCCAUUUGAGGAUUCUGGUAGUGACUCUGAUAAUGUGAACCAGAGAAAUAUAUCUCCAAACAGAACAUCCAUAAAGGGAAGUGAAGGUGAUAAUUUACAAGUGUCACCUCAGUCGCUUAUUGAUGCUUCUACCGACCCAACACUCCCUUCUGAGUGGGUACCGCCAAAUUUAAGUGUCCCCAUAUUAGAUUUGGUUGACGUUAUUUUCCAGGUCAAUGACGGUGGAUGGAUCAGGCGGAAGGCUUUUUGGGUGGCCAAACAGGUAUUACAAUUGGGAAUGGGUGAUGCCUUUGACGAUUGGUUGAUUGAGAAAAUCCAGCUUUUGCGUAGGGGAACAGUGGUUGCUUCAGGGAUCAGGCGGGUUGAACAGAUACUUUGGCCUGAUGGAAUAUUCCUAACAAAGCAUCCAAAACGACAGCGACCAAACCCCUCUGGGACCACACCACAAAGUUCGCCUAAAGUUCAACCUCUCACACCUAUAUCUUCACCUAAGAAAGAGGAUACCCAACAGUUGGAUGAGCAGCAACGAAUGGAAGCUGAGCGGCGUGCAAAAUUAGUACAUGAACUAAUGAUUGAUAAUGCACCGGCUGCCAUUGUGGGUCUUGUCGGUCGGAAGGAGUAUGAACAAUGUGCAAAGGAUCUCUACUACUUUCUUCAGUCGUCUGUGUGUUUGAAGCACUUUGCUUUUGACCUUCUUGAGCUGCUGCUCCUGUCAGCAUUCCCGGAGAUGAAUUAUGUCUUCAAACAGUUGCGUGAAGAGAAGGAGAAGUUUGGGGAAUUCAGACCUGUUUGAUGUGGUAUUAUGUCUUUGAUCACAUAUUGAGAGCAAUUUUUAUAUAUUUGUUUUCCUUUCUUCUCCUUUUUUUUGUUUUUUUUUGUUUUUUUGUUUCCUAUUUGAGGUACAUAGUUUGGUGAAGGUAUAUGUUUCUUGUGUCACUGCAUCUACCUGCAACGCGGAAAUUGAGUUUUUGAUUUGAAUUGGUGGAGCCAUGCUCAUUAGGUUGGACUUGGGUCCGAUUUGUAACUAGCUUUUUAUUUUGCUAUCGUGAGGAAAUUACGUGUAAAUCUCCGGGCUGGUAUAGAUAUGAGGAAGUUGUCUUCUAUAUCAUUGUAAUGUUAUGAUAACUUUUUUUUUUUUUUUUAAAUUAUUUAUUUUUAAAGUCUUGCAGCAAA
Molecule: messenger RNA, 4360 nt
Organism: Camellia sinensis
Lineage: Eukaryota; Viridiplantae; Streptophyta; Magnoliopsida; Ericales; Theaceae
Product: phox (PX) domain-containing protein
Molecular function (GO): phosphatidylinositol binding
Source: RefSeq, a predicted model, not a curated record